AUGGCUGACCUUGAACAUCCAUACUUUCCGGUUGACGCCGUUAUCCCAGGAUAUCUCCCCAACAGCACACCAGUGGCAGAGUUGAUAGUGACCUUUGGUGCAAUCGUUGGCGCUGUGAUUGGCCUCACACUUUGGCAAACGACACGUACUGCAAAGCCUGUACGGCCCAUCGAUAGGUUUGCUGCUGCUUGGUUUGCGCUGUGCUGUUUCUUGCAUAUCACCUUUGAAGGAUACUAUCUUGUCUACCGCUAUCAACUCCCUGGCAUGUCGACCCUCUUCGCCCAGCUGUGGAAGGAAUACACUCUAUCAGACUCCCGCUACCUGACCCACGACAUCUUCACCGUGAGCGUAGAGACCAUCACAUGUCUCGCCUGGGGACCCCUCUCAUUCCUCGCCGUGGUAGGUAUACUUAGGGAUUGGCACAGUCGCCACAUCGUGCAGGUCGUCGUCUGUACUGCCCAUGUGUACGGUGUUGCGUUAUAUUACCUGACCAACUGGAAUGAGUCGAGAGUGCACGGCGUGGCGUACAGCCGCCCGGAGACUGUGUACUUUUGGAUCUACUAUGUUGGCUUCAACCUCCCUUGGGCCAUUGUACCUAUCGUGCUGCUGCGAGAUAGUUGGCUGCAGGUUUCCAGGGCGUUUGCAGCCUUGGAAGAGAGGAAGAGGGAGUGA
This is a messenger RNA of Fusarium mangiferae, 672 nucleotides long. Its product is annotated as putative emopamil-binding protein (phenylalkylamine Ca2+ antagonist binding protein). The record is from RefSeq and is a predicted model, not a curated record. Gene Ontology annotation, biological process: sterol biosynthetic process. Gene Ontology annotation, cellular component: membrane; endoplasmic reticulum. The coding region runs from base 1 to 672 and encodes 223 amino acids. The transcript has 5 exons. Lineage: Eukaryota; Fungi; Ascomycota; Sordariomycetes; Hypocreales; Nectriaceae. Gene Ontology annotation, molecular function: C-8 sterol isomerase activity; steroid Delta-isomerase activity; cholestenol delta-isomerase activity.